This is a messenger RNA of Seriola dumerili (greater amberjack), 5488 nucleotides long. RefSeq names its product zinc finger protein 507 (gene znf507). The transcript has 8 exons. Gene Ontology annotation, biological process: regulation of gene expression. Lineage: Eukaryota; Metazoa; Chordata; Actinopteri; Carangiformes; Carangidae. The coding region runs from base 1 to 3561 and encodes 1186 amino acids. The record is from RefSeq and is a predicted model, not a curated record. Gene Ontology annotation, cellular component: nucleus.
AUGUGGGAGAAAAGGUGCAGCUCUGAGGGAUGGACUGUUUCUCCGCCUCCAGCAGAGACAGCUGUUCUCCUCCAGGCUCCAGGAGUGUAUGUACUGCAUCAACGUCCACACAAGAAGCAACAACGUGGAAGGCUGAGACCCAACAUCCAGGAUUUUCUUGACGGCAGAGUGCAUUGUACCAACACCUUUCAUGUGCUGGUCAUGGAGGAGAUCAGCAAUGUCGCUGUACUCAUCACACACUCCUCCACUGCCUCCUCGUCCUCGUCUACUCCAUCAGCGCUGCAGUCCCUCUCUCAAACCCAAACCCAGCAGGACGUAAAGAAGGACACCUUCCAGAGUUUUCAGCAGAAACAAGCUCCCGAUUCUCUCAUACAGGUGAUUGAGAAGCUCAGCAAAAUUGUGGAGAAGCGUCCCCAGCGCCGCUGCAACUUGGGGGGACAGAAAAGAGCAUUCCAACAGGCCUCCUCUGCACGGGGAGGAGGAGGAGGUGAGGACGGGGCGAGGGGGAGCAGAGGAGGCUCUCCCAAUAAGAAACUGAAGAGGAACUGUAAGGAGGAGGACAGCACAGAGGAGGUGAGAUUAGAUGGCAGCACAGUUGAUUGUGCUGUUUCUCCACCUGUGUCAGGUGACAGUAACAACAACAGCAUCGCCUCCACGGUAACAGAGGUAGCUGGUAACCCCAACAGCAGCAACAACAAGCGGACAGUAACAUGCUAUCAGUGCAGCCUGUGCCCUUAUCUCUCCCAGACACUGCCCUUGCUGAAAGAGCACCUGAAGCAACACAAUGAGCAGCUCAGUGACCUCAUCCUCAUGUGCUCCGAGUGUCGCUUUACCUCCAGAGACCACAGGCAGCUGGAGGCUCAUGUCAAGCUGCACUUUGACAACGGAGGCAACCUGAAGAGGAAUUCCACUCCGUUGGAUACCUGCAGUGAGGUGAAGGAAGAGGGUUUAAGAAAGCAGAAAGGGGACUGGACUGGGAGCGGUGGCAGUAUAGGGACAGAGGUGGUUAAAAGCUCAGUGGACAGUUCCAAAGCGCUACCACAGAAGAAGAAAUGGUAUAGCCAUGAGGAGUAUGGAUUGUACCGCUGCCUGAUCUGCAGCUACGUGUGCAGCCAGCAGAGAAUGCUUAAGACCCAUGCCUGGAAGCACGCUGGCCUGGUCGACUGCUCUUACCCCAUCUUUGAAGAUGAAGACGGGGCUCCCACGACGAGAGACUCCCAGGCUGCAGCUAACACUGCCGCAACCAGCGAGGAAGUAGUUGUUCUUUCCCCAGCUCUUCAAGAUAAAAGCCUACAAAAGCUCCCCACUGCCUUCAAACUCCAGCUCUGUGUGCCAUUGGCUGUUGACAAUAAACAGGAUGUGUUAAAUCAUCCGGUCUCCGAUCUUACCGAAAGUCCAAAAACAGCAGCGGAAGAGGAGGAGAGUGUGUAUCCUAUCAAAGAGGAGCCCAUGGUGGAGGUGCAGGUGACGACGGAGGCAGAGACUGAGGUUGAGAUAGAUAGUCACCAUGAUAGUACCUCUAUCACGGACAGCUUACUGUCAUCAGCACAGAAAAUCAUCAACAGCAGUCCCAACAGUGCUGGCCACAUCAACGUGAUUGUAGAACGCCUUCCCUCAGCUGAGGACUCAGUCAUGGCCGCUAACCCACUACUUCUUAGCCCAGACGUGGACAGGGACAAGAACUUACUGGAUGCAGAGGAAGUAGAGCGGGACCUCGUGGGAGCUGUGAAGGAUGAGGUGGUCCUCGACUGCAGUGCAGGUUCUGCUGACAGCCAGCCAUUAGGAGCUGAUAUUAAGUCUUCUGUUGCUAAAAGUAGCAAUGCUCCAAGGGAUGAAAACAUUCCCCCAGCUGGUCGAAAGCGGACACAUUCUGAGUCCCUCCGCCUGCACUCACUGGCUGCUGAGGCCCUGGUAACUAUGCCAAUGAGGACCCCUGAACUCCCCACCUCCAGCACCAAGGUAAGCCUCAAGACUAUAGCAGCCCAGGCACCGUGCCAGAACAUGGGCCAGAAACUGGUAGAGGUGACUACAGCUGGACAGAAGGCUUCUGACAUGGAGACAACAGCAGCUCUAUUGGACUUGGAGCUUGAUAGUGAGGACAGAGAGGAAGAGUUGGGGUCCCUGAGCCUUGGGGAGGUAGACGAGGAGGGUCCUGCCGCUAAAGCUGGCAUCAGCCUGUCACUGCUCACCGUCAUCGAAAGACUUCGAGAGCGCUCGGACCAGAACACCUCUGAUGAGGAUAUCUUAAAAGAGCUUCAGGACAAUGCACAGUUCCAUAACGGAGCCAUGGCCGGUGUGGUUACAGGGAACGGAGCCGGGAGCUACAUGUGUACCAUCCCGGGAAUGGACGGGUUGGUUGCAUCUCCUGAUGGUGGUCUGGUGGACUACAUCCCCGGCAGUGACAGGCCAUACCGAUGCCGCCUAUGUCACUACAGCAGCGGCAAUAAGGGCUACAUUAAGCAGCACCUACGGGUGCACAGGCAGAGGCAGCCGUAUCAGUGUCCCAUCUGUGAGCACAUCGCCUCAGACAGUAAGGACCUGGAGAGCCACAUGAUCCACCAUUGCAAGACCAGGACGUACCAGUGCAAGCAGUGCCCAGAUGCCUUCCACUAUAAGAGUCAGUUAAGAAAUCAUGAAAGAGAGCAUCAUAGCUUCAGCAGUGACACGGCAGACCUCACACCCGUCACUGAAACUGUGGCCACAGUGGAGGAAGGUGAGAGGGUAACAGAGGAAGAAUGUGGUGUUCAGAAGAUGUAUAAGUGUGACGUGUGCGACUACACCAGCUCUACAUAUGUUGGAGUGAGGAACCACCGGCGGAUUCAUAACUCCGACAAGCCUUAUCGGUGUUGUAGCUGUGAUUUUGCCACCACCAACAUGAACAGUUUAAAGAGCCACAUGAGGAGGCACCCUCAGGAGCACCAAGCUGUGCAGCUGCUGGAGCAGUACAGGUGCUCUCUGUGCGGAUACGUGUGCAGUCAUCCUCCGUCACUCAAAUCCCACAUGUGGAAGCACGCAGGAGACCAGAACUACAACUACGAGCAAGUUAACAAAGCAAUUAACGAGGCCAUCUCCCAGAGCAACCGAGCUCCUCAGAAGUUGUCCGCAGUGCUGGAGUCGGUGGCAGAACGCCCUGCAGUGGCCCAGCCCUCAAAGGAAAAAGUGAAGGGCCCCAUGGAGCCAAUGCCAACGCCUACACUGACGACAACAACAACUGCAGUUGACCUGGCUGCGGACAGCUCAGCUGUUCUUCCCGCACCCACCACAGACCCUUCACAGUGGCCCGGUGAAUCAGCGAGCCCCCAGGGGAAGGACCCCGCACAGCUCAACCCUCAGUCCCAGAGCCAGCCGCGCACAUGCCAGGCCCCUGUCCCGGGCACCAGCAUGGAAUACUGUGUGCUCUUGUUCUGUUGCUGCAUCUGUGGCUUCGAGUCCACCAGUAAGGAGCGGCUGAUGGAGCACAUGAAGGAGCAUGAGGGAGACAUCAUCAGCAUCAUCCUCAACAAGGAGCAGCAGCAGCAGCAGCAACCAGAAGUACAAGCAAGCCUCCAAACUGCAGAGUGAGACCUCCCCUCCCCUCCCUCUCUAUAUCUUAACACUGACCCUGUGCUCUUACAGCGAUCUGCUGCCCACAGAAGUAUUUCAUUGUGUUUCUUUACCUCAAAGUGGUUCUGGUGGAAAUCAAGUUGUGGCCAUUUGACAUCUACUUUACAAUAGUAGCUAACUCUCCUGUCAUUUGUCAGCACGCUCUGUGGUUAGGUCGGCCAUGGUGUCGGAGAGUUACAACUGUAAGGCUGUGACAACUACUGUCCGAUGCAGACACCUUGAACAGGUGUCAAGAAAAAUGAUGAAAUGAUUUUCUGAGUGGCAUAUCCUUUGAAAGGAAUGUUAAAAAAAAACAAAAAAAAAAAACAUAAAACAAUGUUAUAAGCUGUUUAAUAUUUGUAUCAAAUAAUUUGACAUUGGAGACACAAAGUGUGUCUGUAGGGAAGCAGUGUUGACUUCAAGGGACAAGCCCGAGCUCAAACCCAAGUUAGAUUUUUCACUCUACAGGGACAAGUUCAUACCUCACAAAACCACACAAUCCCUCAGUAGAAAAAAUAUUCACACAUUUUCCAGUCUAAUUCAUAUAUUGACUAUAAGGCAGCUCUUUUAUUGCUACUGUAAUAUUUAACGUAUUUAAUUCGACACCGUUGAGGCUCUAGCCUUGUUAAGGAGGUACAUGUGCAAACUCACCAAUGCCUCGAGGCAUGUAUCACAGCUUGAAUAUGAUUUAAUAUUUAUCAAGUUUUUAUGCAUGUUAGUCUCCGUUAUGCCAGUUAAGAGAGGCAAAUGUUUAUCGUUAUUUGCAUCUUUUUUGUUUUUGUUUGUAUGAGUGACUGUAAUUUUUACUUGUUGGAUUAUAAAGUAGCGAGAGAAAGUGAUAGUUCUCAGAGGAGGUGUGGAAGUCGACUAGAGAAAGCAGAACUCGGUCUUUGAUGAGUGGUCUUCUGGAGACAGAGGUCUUUGGUUUUGACUGACAAAAGGAAUGAUUAAAAGGGAAGUUAGCGUAGGUAGGGCUGUUGUUGUUUUAAUUGUAAGGUGCCUGGAUAUUUGAGAGCAGGAAUAUGUUGUAUUGAAUCAGACACACCUGUUUUCACAUGUGAUUGUGGUGCUAGGCACACUUUGAUAGUUGUCAUUGAAGGUAUAGUCUUUUUUUUUUAUAGCCCAUGGAAUUUAUGUUGUAUAUAAUAACAUUUUUAUAAUUAUUAUUACUUUUCUUUUUGUCAGCAUUUUUAAAAUACAAACUUUCUAGUGUCAAACACAACUUGAAAUGACUGCUGUCCCAGCUGAAAUACAUGCCUGAAAUAAGAAGACGUGGAUGUUAAAAUAAAAGUUUGGAAGGUGACAUGUUUUUGAGGUUUCUUGGCAGAGUCCAGGAGUGUAAUAUAAUAACUGCAGCGCUGGCUCAGUGUAACAACGAUAAAACAGACAAGUCGAUCAAUGAAGGUUUCAUGUUAACUGUGAUUGAUUGUCUCAUUUUCAUACACAAUGAAUGGCAACAAAUGGCUUUUUCUCAAAGGAAAACAUUUGAACUUGUCGCCCAGAAGCUUUUUACGACAACCAAAAUAUAUCUGGCACUUUAAUGUUAAAUCACGUUAAACUAACUGUGCCAUUUGUUCAGGACACAAAUAAGAAAAAUGGCCGAGGCUUUCAUGUUGAAGACCACAGAGCCUUAUACAGGAGAACGUUUGUGUUUCUGCUACAAGAACCCAUCAGAAUCACAUCAAAACAUCCAAAAUUAACAGAAAAUUAAAUCAGAUUGAAGAUAAGGUUUAUUCUUUUAAACCCCAGUCUCAGAUUUCAACCCAUCAGACGUCACUAUGUUACGUUAAUUCAUCAGUAUGCCAUCCCUCCCUUACAACCACACAGACAGAAACAGGAAAUUAAGAUAAAAUGGAAUAUCCAUAAUUCAUGCCCCCCCGCCUUACAUAACAACUCGCAAUUGUGU